Fomitiporia mediterranea MF3/22 is the source of this 1179-nucleotide messenger RNA. RefSeq lists its product as uncharacterized. The record is from RefSeq and is a predicted model, not a curated record. The coding region runs from base 1 to 1179 and encodes 392 amino acids. Lineage: Eukaryota; Fungi; Basidiomycota; Agaricomycetes; Hymenochaetales; Hymenochaetaceae. The transcript has 4 exons.
AUGCUCGUAUCGUCCACUUUGUGUCCCUCAGAUCGCACCUCCGUGCAUUUAUUCGUCGUACAUUACGACGAAGACCGUGUCUUGGUGCCCGUGAAUUCAUACGUGAAGUAUGCGGAUUUGCAGGAUUACGUUGCGAAGGAAUGGAAUCUCGAAAAGGAAAGCAUUGCUUUGGAAACGGAUGAACUGGAUAUCUGCGCGGGGAUAAAAAUACGGAUCCAUGAGGAAACUUGGAUAUGGAUCAAGGACCUCGUAGGGAAUGUAUACGUUCGCGUCCGAUACCCCAGCCAUGCCAAUGCUAGACCGGAAAGGCAGCAAGUUGCACUUGCAUCUAAUGUGAAAUACGAACCGAAGCGUGAAGGACUUGAAAUGAAUGGAGCGUCGUCAGAAUCUGCGGAUGAAGCAGAAGUAGAACAACAGACGAGCACGGGAACUCUCGAAAGCGAACACGUUGGUGGUACCCCAUUAGAUGGAAAUCAUGGCCAGGAUGUCGAAGUGAAUGGUCAUGAACACGAACAACCAGAUGCCCCUACACAAGGGCCGGGGGAGCCGAAGCCAGUGGGAGAGGGAUUUGAAAUUCAACUGAAUGUUUUCAAUAAUGAAGCAGAUGCAGGAGAGGAACCUAAAGAAACUCUGAGGGAGAAGGAACAGACUUCGAAACCGACUGCUGAAGAGAAACCUUCUUCUGGACGGUUGCUAGAUUCAGGCAGAGCAGCACCUGAGAACCCACCUAACAGUGCAACUACUUCAACCACUGGGUCAACUUUAUGUACUUUCUCUAUUUGCCCUGCUAGGGAAGGCGAGAAUAACAGUCAGCCACGCUAUGAGCCCAUAUCCGAAAGAUUAGGACCGCAUGAACAAGGCGUCAUCAUCAAUGUGGAACCUCCACCCAACAGCUACUACAGAACUCGCAGAUACAGAUUCUAUCGUGAACGCAAAGUGGUCAGCGUCCUUAAGUAUACAUGCAAAGCAUUCAGUAUCGAUUACAUGAAGUAUGCUAAACAUUUCUACCUCCUUAAAGAUGUUCUGACCAGUUUGAAAUUUCAUAGAGCACAACUACUACAGGAUCUUGGUAUAGACUCUGACGGAGAACGAGUCUUGUUCAAUUGCCAUGACUUCCAAACAAUGGGAGAUCUCGAAGUAGGGGAUGAGCUUCACUUAGUCAUUAGAAUGGUCAAUUAA